AUGGAUGAUGAAUUGGAAGGUCUACGAGCUCAUUUUCCUCUUUCGUUUGGUAAGACAUCGAAGGUUUCGGCGCCAAUCGAAGCCAUUCACAACGCAACUCGCCGCACCGAUGCUAGCUUAGACGACGGAGUUUCGUCGGAUUCCGCCACGAAGAAAUCUAAUUCUGGUAAAGCCGAAUCCGGAUUCCCGUCUCUGUCUUCCUCCUCUGGAACCUGGCUCCGAACUGUUCGCGGUCCAAACCGUAACCCUAACAGCAGCGAUGGUGCUAAAUCUAGCUCCAUUCGAGAUCCUUCCGAAGAUGAUGUAGCCAUAGGACCACCACCGCCUCCUCCGGCGCAAGAGGAAGAGGAGGAAGAUGACAGAGAUAUAAUGGGACCACCGCCGCCACCAAGGAGACCCGACAACGGUAACGAUUCUGAUGAGGAUAUGAUUGGCCCACCGCCUCCUCCGGCUGCUACCUCUGAUGUAGAUUCCGACGAAGAUGAGGACGAGGACGAUGUUUAUGACAAGGAGGAGAAUCGGUACAAGAUCCCAUUGAGCAACGAGAUUCAGCUCAAGGGCCAUACCAAGGUAGUUACAUGCCUGGCUGUUGAUAGUGCCGGAGCUAGAGUUCUUUCGGGAAGCUAUGACUACACUGUUCGUAUGUUCGAUUUCCAAGGCAUGAAUUCGAGGCUUCAGUCUUUUAGGCAGAUCGAGCCAUCUGAAGGUCACCAAGUUCGCAGCUUGAGCUGGAGUCCCUCUUCUGGUCAAUUCCUAUGCGUUACUGGCUCUGCACAAGCUAAGAUUUUUGAUCGUGAUGGUCUCACCCUUGGUGAGUUCAUGAAAGGGGAUAUGUACAUCCGUGAUCUGAAGAACACCAAGGGACACAUUUGCGGAUUAACUUGCGGAGAAUGGCAUCCGAGGACCAAGGAAACGAUUCUGACUUCGUCGGAAGACGGGUCUCUGCGUAUAUGGGAUGUUAAUAACUUCCUAAGCCAAACGCAGGUUAUUAAGCCGAAGCCUUCUAGACCGGGGAGGAUCCCGGUUACAACCUGUGCUUGGGAUCGUGAAGGAAAGCGUAUCGCUGGUGGCAUAGGAGAUGGAUCUAUACAAAUCUGGAGUCUUAAGUCGGGAUGGGGAAGCCGACCAGAUGUCAAUGUUGGGAAUGCCCACACUGAUGAUAUAACCUCUGUUAAGUUCUCUAGCGAUGGGAGAAUUUUAUUGUCAAGAAGUUUUGAUGCUUCUCUAAAGGUCUGGGACUUACGGCAGAUGAAAGAAGCUCUAAAGACGUUUGAGGGUCUCCCUAAUAGUUAUGCCCAAACCAACGUUGCCUUUAGUCCAGAUGAACAAAUCAUUCUCACUGGCACGUCAGUUGAGAAAGACAGCACAACAGGAGGCUUGCUCUGCUUUUACGACCGCACCAAACUCGAGAUUGUUCAAAAAGUCGGAAUAUCACCAACUUGCAGCGUGGUGCAAUGCGCUUGGCACCCAAGGUUGAAUCAGAUAUUUGCAACAUCCGGAGACAAAAGCCAAGGAGGGACUCACGUUCUUUACGAUCCAACUCAGAGCGAGAGAGGCGCAUGUGUCUGCGUUGCACGUGCACCAAGGAAGAAAUCUGUUGAUGAUUACCAACCAGAACCAGUCAUCCACAAUCCUCAUGCAUUGCCAUUGUUCAGAGACCCACCAAGCCGCAAACGACAAAGAGAAAAGGCAUUGAAGGAUCCUGCUAUGUCCCACAAGCCUGAGCUUCCCAUGACAGGUCCUGGUCAUGGUGGAAGAGUUGGGACUACUGGUAGUGGCUUGUUAACACAGUAUCUUCUCAAGCAAGGUGGGAUGAUAAAAGAGACUUGGAUGGAGGAAGAUCCAAGAGAGGCGAUAUUGAAAUACGCAGAAGUUGCUGUUAAAGAUCCCAAGUUUAUUGCACCUGCUUACUCUGAGACACAGCCUGAGACCAUCUUUGCUAAAGAAGAUGAAGAAGAAGAAGAGAAUGACGUCAAAAAAUAA
Microthlaspi erraticum is the source of this 1983-nucleotide messenger RNA. The record is from the annotation of a GenBank genome assembly. Lineage: Eukaryota; Viridiplantae; Streptophyta; Magnoliopsida; Brassicales; Brassicaceae.